This is a messenger RNA of Phymastichus coffea, 1129 nucleotides long. Its product is annotated as protein big brother-like. Gene Ontology annotation, cellular component: core-binding factor complex; nucleus. The coding region runs from base 131 to 814 and encodes 227 amino acids. Lineage: Eukaryota; Metazoa; Arthropoda; Insecta; Hymenoptera; Eulophidae. The transcript is spliced from 3 exons. Gene Ontology annotation, molecular function: sequence-specific DNA binding; transcription coactivator activity. Gene Ontology annotation, biological process: regulation of transcription by RNA polymerase II. The record is from RefSeq and is a predicted model, not a curated record.
AGCAGUUCGGCUCAGUUACGAGCGGGACGUCGCGCGCUACGGACGUGCGCUCACACAUACACGUAAGCGUGACGCGAGUACAAGUGUGAAUCGACCUGCGACCGCGAAUUGCAGGGUGGAAGUCGUCACCAUGAUGAUGCACGCGAUGGAUCACACGGGCGCUGGUCUCGGGGUCGGCGUUUUACCCUUCGACGGGAUGGGAAUCUACGAGCAACCGAGACCAAGGCUGGUCUUCAAGAUGCCAAGAGUGGUGCCGGACCAGAAGAGCAAGUUCGAGAACGACGAGCUGUUCAGGCGGCUAAGUCGGGAAAGCGAGGUGAAAUACACCGGCUACAGAGACAGACCCCUCGAGGAGCGCCAAGUGCGCUUCCAAAACGGUUGCCGCGAAGGCCACACCGAGAUCGCCUUCGCCGCCACUGGCACGAAUCUCCAGCUGGUCUUCGGCGUCACUUCUGGAAAUUUCGGAGGUGACCCACGCGAGUGCGACUUCGACAAAGAACACGGCAAGGUCCACAUAAAAUCUCACCUCAUAAUGAACGGCGUGUGCGUAACGUGGCGCGGUUGGAUCGAUUUGGAGCGUCUCGACGGGGUCGGCUGCUUGGAGUACGACGAGGAGCGCGCUACCGAGGAGGACGCUCUGCUGCGCGACCAAAUCGAACGUUACAAUCGCCGCAUGCAAGACAUCGAGGACAAGCAUCGCGUUUAUCGUAGCGGUGCCGCUGGCGUUCAAGCAGCGCCACAUCUCAACCAUCACCACCAUCAUCAUCCACACCACGCGCAUCCCGGUGUACCUGGUGCCGACUUAGGCUUUUAAAUUUCCCUCUUAAGUUUCGUGGCGCGGAAUUCGUUUGUGUUCGUUUCUUCGAAUGCGUUCUUUUGUAAAUAUUGUUUGUUCGAGGACUGUCGAUUUUAAGAGACUUAUACAUAUCGACGGAAGAAGUGACGGGAGUGCAUUGUGUUUUUACAACCAAUCACUAAUACUACCAUUUCAUUGUAAGUUUUACGAUUCUUUCGUCGAGGAUUAUGCAAUAUUAUUUUUUCGUUUGUAUAAAGAUCUCAGUAUGAUCCCGCAAUGUGUAAAAUAUUUUUAUCGAUUUAAUAUUAAAGUUAUAAUUUGAAUGAAAGACAC